Messenger RNA from Pristis pectinata (smalltooth sawfish), 5094 nucleotides. RefSeq names its product ataxin-7-like protein 1. The record is from RefSeq and is a predicted model, not a curated record. NCBI's taxonomy places the organism in Eukaryota, Metazoa, Chordata, Chondrichthyes, Rhinopristiformes, Pristidae. Bases 334 to 2559 code for a protein of 741 amino acids. The transcript is spliced from 11 exons.
AUUGGGAGGACCUGAAAGUUUUUUCGUGUGUGUGUGUUUUACCAGUGCCUGUCAAACCGACCAUUUUGCACAGGCUCAGUUCUGAUAUUUCCUGUCUUGGGUUAUCAUCACUUCGCCUAAAGACGACGCUACGUUGCAGCACCAACGCCCCCUUCCACCCCUCGGGUUCUCGUUUCUACCGAAAGGUUUGCGGCAGGAUUUUGCUUGCAGUAUCCAUGGCAAUGUUAAGUGCUCCAAGUUCUGAGAAGUCCAGCAUGUUUACAGUCAUUGUGUCAUCAGAUUAGGCUGCUGCCCCAGUCCUCAGUACGUGGAUUUCUGCUCUACAGUCUCCCCAUGCCACACACCAUUCCCCGGCCAAAAGGGCAAGAAAGAAGACAUGGUUCUUCGUGUAAGGCGACCCUCUCACCAGCUUCAUCAACCUCCAAUUCCACGACGUCACCAAUCCCAAUGAAAUCCAAAGCCUGCAGUAGCCAUACCGCAAUUGGUAGCAACUCCAAGCCAUUCAAGCCACCAAAAGACAAUCUACAUACCUCCAAUAAUAAGCAGCACCAGGCAGUCUUUCCUUCCAAAGUAACAAGAGAUAAAUCAUGUGUUCCUGUCCCAGUAGUCAGCCUUGAGAAGAUCCCGAACCUGGUGAAAACGGAUGGUGCCAAUGUUAAAAUGAGUUCCACCACUGCUACCACCUCUACCACCUCUUCUUCCUCUUCAUCCUCCACAUCUUCUGCAAGUUUGGUUAAGUCUGGUUUGACAUCAACAACAUCGAAGUCUGUGCCACCUUCACCUGAAAAAAUUUUGAAUGGGAAAGCAAUAGUACCACCUGUGAUAGACAAGAAACAUCAGAAUGGUACUAAAAGCAGUAAUAAGUCUCACAAAAGACUUUCUGAGAGGGAAUUUGAUCCCAACAGACAUUGUGGUGUUAUGGAUCCUGAGACAAAGAAGCCAUGUACAAGGUCACUUACCUGCAAGACCCAUUCACUUAACCAUCGGAGAGCUGUGCCAGGUCGAAGGAAACAGUUUGACAUUCUUCUUGCUGAACACAAAGCUCGCUCAAGGGAGAAAGAAACUGUGAAAGACAAGGAACACCCUCAGAUGUCAAAGGAAACUCUUCAGAGCCAGUCAAUGCCUACACAAGAGCAGGUUACAGGAUCUUUAACAAACACUGGUUUGGAGACUAAAGUUACAUCGCCAGCAAAAUCUAGACCAUUGAACACUGUUCUUGCUAGCAGGGUUUCAGCCACCAACAGCAUAAAUAACACGGCUACUGCAUCUAACAGUGCAACAGUAUUGGAAUUGCCAUUGUCCAUAAUUGGAGACUUAGCAAGCCGAAUGUCCAGUGAUGAAGGAGAAGUGGAUGGCUCAGAGGAAACUGAAAAACUGGACUGUCAUUAUUCUGGGCACCACCCAAAGCCACUAGGAUAUUGCACUUUUGGAAGUCGCCUGAUGGGCAGAGGUUUCUAUGUCUUUGACAGAAGAUGGAACCGUUUUCGACUGGCACUUAAUUCAAUGGUAGAAAAGCACCUAAAUUCACAGAUGUGGAAGAAAAUUCCUCCUGCAGCAGACAGCCCUAUGCCAUCGCCCACAACCUUUUCCACAUCAGUGCUGCAGCCUCUGAGCAGCCCUUCUGCAGUUUAUCUAUCUUCAAGCUCAGCAAUGACUCCUUCUUACGUAAUGACAGCCCCCAUGUUGUCAUCAGCGGGGUUUGUGACCACAACAGACACCAAUCCCAUCAUGUCGUACAAUGCUGCCUUUCCACAUGCAGCCACUGCAUUUAGUUUGAUGGAUUCUGCGUUCAAGGCCCCAUCAUUAUUGUCGCCAGUACCUGCUGUCGUACCUUCCCCGUCACUCAGUAAACCGCCGAAAACGAAAACCAGCAGAUCGUCCAAAGUUAAGGACCUUCCUUCCCGCAGCGAUAGGGGCUCGUGUAAUAAGAGGAAGAAACCUCCACCUCCUGUCUCCUCCCCAUUUCCUUCAACGUUACAGAGCUCAGCUUCAACUUCAUCAUUUUCAGGGUCGCACAAAAGGAACUGCAUACUGAACCCUGGCACUGCAUUGAACUCAUUUCCAGCCACAUCUUCCUACAGCGCAAUGUCUGUGCACAAUACGAACAAUGGAACCAACGCACUCAGUGCCAAAAUAGACCCCUCAGGACGGACUACUUUGCCUGGCAGCUCGACUGACUCUAUUAAACACAUGAGCAUGGUGGUAAGCAGUAUUGACCCCACUCUCUCUGUUUCCUCCCUGGUGCAUCACCCAGGGGACCAUGCACUAGUAGCACAUAAUGCUAUGUCUUCGCUGCCCCUUCCUUUUGACAAGUCAGAAGGCAAAAAGCGUAAAAGCUCUAGUUCCAGCAGUAAAUCCAGUAAAAUAACCAAAAUGCCUGGUAUGAACAGUGUUCACAAACGAAGUGCUGCCAAUGUCAUAUCUUCAGUCUCGGAAGCUUCAAACAGUUCUGUCUCCCGCCAGAUAGGGAAAAGCAGCAGUAUAUCUUUAUCACAAUCCAGUCCUUCAACCACAACAAGCCCUGCACAUGGUAACAGACAACCAAAAAUCCAGCAGUGAAAACUAUUUUCAUGGGAUAGUAGUUUUGAAAAGAUUCAAUAGUUGAAAGUGGCUCUGGUACUCACCUUCGACUGCAUAAUGGACUGCACCGAUAAGACAAGAACCUCUGCUCUGAAGAUGUGAAGAAGCCUCCAUCUUAGCCAAUACCUCUGAGCGGCCUUUACCCCCAUUCUUCUGGCAAUGCUGGCUGAAUGAGCAUGUGAUGAGUUUCGAAUUAGAGAAAGCCCAGUAUCACUUGUCCUUUUGGUGGUGGUUUAGGGCUGUCCAGUAAUGCAAUACACCAGAUUCUAUAAAAGCCAGGAUAAUCAUGAUUACCCCCUCCCCUUCCACAAAAGAUAAUUAAUGUUAAUCAUGAUCUAAAUUGACUUGACAUGUACACAAAGAUUAAACGUAUCAAAGCAUAUUUUUACCUGGAAUUUUUUAAAUUCUUGACAAUUGGCAGGAUUUAUGGAAUCCCACAUGAUUACACUGAUUUGUAUCCCUAUAGUUUUUAUAUAAAUGAUAUAUGCUUUCAUCAAAAUGUUGUUUUGCGACAUGGUAGAUUUUCGCAGUGUGGGGUGUUGAAAAAAAUAAUCUCAUCUUGGUUCUACUGGCUCUCAUGCUUUACUGUUCCAUUUAUAAUUCCAUGUCUGUAUAGAGACAUUAGCUACCAGAAUACAAAAAAAACUUUUCAAAUGCAAUUUUUCUUUCCUAAUGGCAAAAUUUGUUUCAUUAAUUGGUGGAGGUGGAAAUUUGAGAGAGUAUCUUUUUAAGCAAGUGACAGAAACUGGAUUGUCACCAGCUUUGUAUCAGAAGGUGUUAUAAAAUGGUGGAGUUUUCCAGCAUGAUAAUGUAAUGAGUGAAGUUGCAGAGGGACUAUUGAGAGAUAGUGGAGAACAAAAGCAUAGGAAGUGUUAAUGAUGUCUUAUAUUUCAGUGUUAAAAGUGCACUUAUUUUGUGACGGAAUCUUCCCAAUUAGAAAAGAACAGGCAGGGAUUAUAGUAAACAAGGAUUUUCCUGUAAUAAGAAUGGAUUUUUAUGGUUUUAAUAGUGGUAUAUUAAAAGCGAAGGCUGUUCUGUGUAAUAAACUAAAGCUGGUGUGCAGAGACUGUUAAAAUGAAGUUGCAGCACAGAGAACUAUUUUUUCUUAAGCUAAUCACCAUCCACACAGUUAAAGAGGUUGUUCCUUUAAUUGUUAGUGUUAAUUUUCAUUAAUUUAUGAUUUAUCAUUUUAUUAAUGCUCUAACUGGCCAGGAUAGGUUCAGAAAUAGAAUUUAGGAAUGUCAAAAGUUGUGUGUUUAUAUAUUUUUUAAAUAAAUUUGGAUUGAAUUUUUUCCUAUGUACAUUUUGUUAGACUGAAAAUUGUGUACAUAUCUGUUGUUAUUUUUGCACAAAUGUUUGUCAUGAUUAGCUUAGGAGCUUUUAAGUAUUUUAAUUUUUCUAAUUUAUUGUGGGUUGUUAUAAAACUACAGGGGGUGGGAAAUGAAUUCCCAGUAAUUAGAAUAAUUUAUGUGUGUGUGUGUGUGUGUGUGUGUGUGUGUGUGUGUAUAUGUGUGUGUGUGUGUGUGUGUGUGUGUGUGUGUGUUACAUAUAUAAAUAUAUAUAUAUAUAUACACACACAUACACAUGUAUAUCAAAAAUAAUGCUGAAGUCUGUCACAAUUACAAACUUUCCUUUUAAAACUAACUGUGUUUGUCAGGAACUGCUACUGGGUAGUGAGAUGCAAGACAAGUCCAUGACUGAAGGGGACAGCUUGGUAAUUAUAACAAGUGUCAGUAGUUGCCCACGUUGUGGGCCUUGGUAUUGUAUAUUGUACCAGUACAAAUCAUGGACACAAUGCAUAAACCUGUCAGCCAUAAAGAGACAGCAGAUUACUGUAUGCCUUCUUUUGUAUUGAUGUAACAAUUGUAUAUAAAGCUGAUCAAAAAUUUGUAGAAAAUAGUUUAUACAGCAUUAUUAUAUUAUUGCUGAAUCUCAGUGAAUUCUUGGGGAAAAGAAGUUUUUCUAUUUACACCUUAUUUUUUUGUUACACUGUUGACCCAUGGCAUUUUGACAAAACUCUGUGGGUUUUGCAUUGCUGGUCAGUCAUGGGUGUGUUAAUACUGCUGUUGCACAGAUAAGAAUUUGCACCUGCCUCAUUGUGCUUUCCUACUGCAGAUUUAAAUUCUACCCCUUUCCCAUUCAAAGAUAUCAAAAGCAUGUAAAAAUCAUCUGUGCCAUACUGUAACUGUUCCUUUUCUGUAAAUGAAUUUUAUACACUACAUAUUUUCAAUUUGCUUUGUGCACCUUUCCAUCUUUUCCACCCACCACCUACCCUCCAGCAGUACGAUUGUGUUCAUUCCAUGCCGACCUUCAUCUUUGUGGUAUUGUUAACAGAAUGGUGUCUAGAAUAGCUGUAAAUAGUUAAUUCAAUGGCGUAUAAAUUGAACAAACUUUGUUUCUGAUUGACACUGCCAUGGUUCAACACCCAGCUUGGAGAGAUUCUCUAGUGAGGGAUGUUUUUUUGUUUUGUUUUGUAACAGGCUUUGUAAAUAAAAAAAAUAAUUUAUAUGUUUC